AUGUCUUUAGCUUCAACUAGUCACCUCUCUCUCUGUUCUUCACCACCCUUGCCAAGAACGGCUUCAACCAAGCAGAACCCACUUCUGUUUUCUCAAACCAAGCUUCUUUCAUCCAAGAAUUGGUCAUGCCUGAGCACUUCAACCUGUUUUCUAAAUACCCAAUUGGUAAAGCUGUCAAUUUUCGUCGUAAAAGCAUCGGAAACUGAGUCUCAAACAUCGAAACCAGCAGCAGAAAGUGGAAGUGAAGAAGGAGGAGAGGAAGCAUUUGAAGAAUAUGAGGUAGAAGUGGUGCAGCCUUAUGGGCUGAAAUUUGCCAAGGGUCGAGAUGGUGGAACUUACAUUGAUGCGAUUGCAGCUGGUGGAUCUGCUGAUAAAACUGGCAAGUUCAGUGUUGGGGAUAAAGUACUUGCAACCAGUGCAGUUUUCGGGGAUGAAAUAUGGGCUGCUGCUGAAUAUGGGAGGACAAUGUACACCAUUCGCCAGAGGGUCGGUCCACUUCUAAUGAGAAUGCAGAAGAGAAACGGCAAGAUAGAUAAUUCAGGUGAAUUAACAGAAAAGGAGAUUAUCAGAGCUGAAAGGAAUUCUGGUGUAAUUAGCAACAAAGUGAGGGAAAUCCAAAUGCAAAACUACUUGAAGAAAAAGGAACAAAAAGCAAGGAGGGAAAGUGACCUUCGAGAAGGGCUGCAGCUUUACAAGAAAGCCAAAUAUGAGGAAGCAUUGGAGAAAUUUGAGUCUGUACUAGGAUUAAAACCAGAGUUAGAUGAAGCUUCGGUGGCAAGUUACAAUGUUGCUUGUUGUUAUUCUAACCUUAAUCAGAUACAAGCUGGUCUCUCUGCACUUGAGGAUGCCCUGAAAGCUGGCUUUGAAGACUUCAAGAGAAUCCGGACUGAUCCUGACCUAGCCAAUGUAAGAGCAUCUGAGGAAUUUGAUACUCUAUUGAAAAGAUUUGACGAAUCUUUCAUCAAUGAGAAUGCCAUCAAUGCCAUAAAAUCUCUAUUUGGAAUUUUCAACAAGAAAUAG
Prunus armeniaca (apricot) is the source of this 1020-nucleotide messenger RNA. Lineage: Eukaryota; Viridiplantae; Streptophyta; Magnoliopsida; Rosales; Rosaceae. The record is from the annotation of a GenBank genome assembly.